Messenger RNA from Punica granatum (pomegranate), 934 nucleotides. The record is from RefSeq and is a predicted model, not a curated record. Lineage: Eukaryota; Viridiplantae; Streptophyta; Magnoliopsida; Myrtales; Lythraceae.
GACCCCAAGGAGCACCAACCCGAAUCAUUCCCCACACAGCUCUAAAGUGGCCACCCAGUUCAACUUCAAAUCCUCUCUUUUAUAUGAAACCACCCUCUCCCUCCACCCCACCAUCAACCCUAGAACCUCCCCGCCAUCAAGCAAGGCGGCCGUCAUGAUGUCAGGACACGGCGCGCCUCCGCCACCUCCGCUUCCUAGGCACAGCCGACUCCACAAGCAUAACUCGUGGUCUCCUGACCUGCUCCGAGACGAGGCAUGGGAGAGGAGGAAAGGCAAGGGAAAGGAAAUGCUUAGUGGCAGGAGAGCUGGUGGUGCUAGCCUCGAGCGGAGCAAGAGCGUCACCAACGAGGACCUGGAGGAGCUCAGGGGCUGCCUGGAGCUAGGGUUUGGGUUCGACUCGCCCGAGGUCGAUCCAAAGCUAUCAGACUUGUUCCCUGCACUAGGGUUAUACCAGGCCGUGAACAAGCAGUACCACCGGAGCCUGUCGAGAUCAUCGUCAGUCUCCUCUCUGUUGUCGUUGAACUCCGAUAAUGAUUCCGAUCAGGGUUCCAUGAGCUCCAUAUAUGAUCCUGGUGAUGAUCCCAAGACGGUGAAGACGAGGCUAAAGCAGUGGGCGCAGGUGGUGGCUUGUUCGGUGAAGCAUUCUUCACAUUGACUGAUCAGAAUUUGCAAAUUCAAAUCCAUACCAAAAGGGAAGUUAUUAAUUACAUGAAUUUUUGUAUAUAUACAACAGAGAUUAUAUAGCAAAAUGACUGGACUGGUAUACUCUUCUUUUUUUACAGUUUCUCAAACAUUUUUUGCUGUAUGAAAGAGAUCUUUCGUUUGAUCCUAUUGUUUACUUCAUCGUUCAUAAGAUAGAAGUUUAUUCAUUCCUGUUCUUCAAAAUUUUGUUUUAUUUUCUGCCUAUUGUAGAUUCGAAUGCGAGUCCCGUGUC